AAAUAAACUAAAAAACUCAAACCUUUCCUUGCCUUUGCCGACAGUCACAGCCCCAAUUCUCUCGUGAACUCCUCCACAACUGUUCUCAUCCCCUCUUGCUCGCUCUCUUUCUCCUCAAUCUUUCUGUCUCCGGCCACCUCUAUCCACCUAAUUCUUUCCGGCGAUAAGCUCAGGAUUACUUAGUUUCCUUAUUUGUUAUGCUGUGUUAAUUCGACUCGGUCGGACACCGUUGUGCGUUCGUCGGAGCUCCAAAGGCUGUUGUGACUUUGUUAAUCAUUGUGCAGAUAGCCAAGGGUAUGGAGAGAAAGGGCUGGUUGAUAAUCGCAAUUAUCAUAUGUUUGUUGACUUUGUUCACACUCUCAUCAUGUCGUGAAUUAAAGUUGACGGUGAAACAUAAGCAUAAUAAGCAUCACCAGUUGGGAAUAUUCAAUCACACUCUUGCUAAAAUACUGGUUCAAUAUUCUUCAGCCGUAUAUAUGUCGGACUUGACCGAGUUGUUUACAUGGACUUGCUCAAGGUGUGAUGGUCUAACUGAGGGAUUUGAGGUGAUCGAGCUGAUUGUUGAUGUUAAGCGGUGCCUGCAGGGAUUUGUUGGUGUUGCAACUGACCUUAAUGCCAUUGUGAUUGCAUUCAGGGGAACCCAAGAACACAGUAUUCAAAACUGGGUGGAAGAUUUGUACUGGAAGCAGCUCGAUAUCGAUUACCCUGGAGUUGAUGGUGCUAUGGUACAUCAUGGUUUUUAUACCGCUUAUCACAACACAUCCUUACGGCCUGGAGUUAUAAACGCAGUUCGAAAAGCAAAGGAGUUGUAUGGUGACAUUAAGAUAAUGGUAACUGGACACUCAAUGGGAGGGGCAAUGGCUGCCUUUUGUGCACUUGAUCUCCGUCUCAGUCUCAGGGAACAGAAUGUUCAGGUUAUGACAUAUGGGCAACCUAGGAUUGGAAAUGCUGCCUUCGCAUCUUACUUUAACCAAAUUGUGCCUGAUUCAAUCCGCAUAACGAAUGGGCAUGAUAUUGUGCCACAUUUGCCACCAUAUUACUAUUAUUUUCCUCAAAAGACGUAUCAUCAUUUUGCUAGAGAGGUUUGGCUAUACAAUAUUGGGUUUGGGAGCUUGAUUUACACAGUUGAAAAGAUUUGUGAUGACUCUGGAGAAGACCCGUCUUGUAGCAGGCAAGUGUCAGUGAGUGGAAACAGUAUAUCUGAUCACCUGACUUACUAUGGUGUUCAAAUGGGAUGUGAUGAGUCAAUCUCAUGCAAAAUGGUCAUGGAUCCACGUGUUGCUGCUUAUGGUUUAACCGAUCACGAGGGGAACAUCAUAUUGUCCAAGGAUCCAUCAACGCCUAUUUUAAAAAUGGAUGUUGGUAGAGUAAGUAAGGACAACUCAGUUUAGAUAAAUAGACCGAUCACAGUCAAUUUUUUCAAAGGUGGAUAGUGAUUAUAAGCAGCUGGGUUUCGAUUCGGAUUUGGAUGAGGGUCGAUUGUAUAUAGAAAUUGUUGAUACAAAAUAUUAAGUACAUGUCUAUGUGAAUAAACUACAACUUGUGUGAAUAAUAGUACCAUGUUUCUUCCAAAAGAAACUCUGUUAUUGGCAAUAAUAAUUGUGUAUGUAUGUGUGACACUUAAUAUCCCCCCUUAUAUAUUAAUUGAGAACGUGUUGAGCCUAUGUGGCAAGCUCGCAUGCUUCGGGAUCCUAUGUGGCAAAAUUACAUGCUUCGUUAUUAGGCUUGGAUAGGUUUGGAUUAUCUAUAAAUAUGUUGAUUAUUUAUGGUAAGGGUGGGCGUGGUCCGGAACGAUCUUGGAUUUGACUUGUCCGCAUACCCAUCCCAUUUUUAUGA
Messenger RNA from Striga asiatica, 1836 nucleotides. The record is from the annotation of a GenBank genome assembly. Lineage: Eukaryota; Viridiplantae; Streptophyta; Magnoliopsida; Lamiales; Orobanchaceae.